Paramuricea clavata is the source of this 3755-nucleotide messenger RNA. Lineage: Eukaryota; Metazoa; Cnidaria; Anthozoa; Malacalcyonacea; Plexauridae. The record is from the annotation of a GenBank genome assembly.
AUGCCUCCCGUUCGAAACAGGGGAACGAGAGGAGAAGAAAAUCGGGAAGGCUCUUCGUCAUCAAAUAACGCAGAUUCCAUAGAGAGUCUUCGACGACAGUGCGCCGAGAAGGGAUUAUUAACCCAUGGACGCAAGAAUGCCUUAGUCGCUCGCCUUCAAAACCACGCCGCAGAAAAUGUAAAUCCGCCAUCAACACCACCACAAGUCGAGGUCUCGUCAGCGUUGCUUACUGAAUCACAGAUAGCGCAAAUCCAGUCGAUCAUAACGCGAACCGUGGAACAAUCGGUAAGCGAAAUAGCAUCCAAUGCAGCCCGCGCUGCUGUUCAAGCCAUGGCAAACUCGACGCCUAACACUAUCGAGAAUACCUUAGUCGUCCAGGAUGAAAGCGAAGAAAUAACUGUUAACCCCAGCUCAAAUACCACGUCAACCAACGCGCGUACGUUUGGUUCCAAUCAGGCAGCGGACAGCGUGGCAUAUGGAAAUGGCUUUCACGAGGUUCCCGCGCAGGACAUCAAACAAAUUCAAUCGGGUGAGUUUUUUUAUUCAUCUAAACUUUUACCAAAAAACAUGUCAACCAAUAACCACUCCGACGAGCCUAUGAUAUUAACUCUCGAAAACUCAGUAAUCAAGGUCAAAAAGGCGUUGCAGCCAAUUUCUAGGAUAACCGAUAUCGAGCAGUGGACAACCGCAUUCACUGUAUACAUGAGCGUGAUGACCCAUAAGUUCCCCGGUCAGGGCCAAGAAUUGUUAAAUUAUUUGAGUUUGACACGCCAUGCAGCCCAAACUCACUGUGGACUGGGGUGGUGUGUAUACGACCAUAAAUUUCGAUGCAAGGCUGCUCUCAACCCCAGUCAAAAUUGGUCCCUGAUUGAUCAGCAGUUGUGGCUGAUGAUAUUCACAAGCUCGCCAGACAUCUUAGUCCAACAGUAUCCUCAUUUUUCAAAUGGACCCCACAAUUGGGCUUCCUCCGGGGGCGUUCGAGGAGGCCUCGAAAUUUCAACAGGGGAGUUGGGUGUUUCCGUCAGCCACGCCAAUACCAACACCUCUGCAACACAUGUAAUGGCAAACAUUCUGGAUCUCCAUGUCCCUCGCUCAAUUCCAAGUCAGUCAAAUACGAUGAGCGAGAUUGAAAACGUGAGCACAACUCCUCAAAAUCCAAACGAAGUUAAAGACCAACCACUCCCUACACCUAUUUCCAUCCAACAUUUAAAAACAGCACUUUCAAGUCACCCAGACCAAAAUUUUGUUUCACAGCUUUGUAACAACUUUAAAUUUGGUGUGCACAUAGGUUUUCAGGGGCCACGGGCCCCAAGGUUUUCAAGGAAUUUGCCAACGGCUUUCGCUAACCCAGAUAUUGUUUCUUCAAAUUUGGCAACUGAAGUUUCGCUUGGUCGCAUAGCUGGUCUGUUUGAUAGUCCCCCAUUUAAAAAUUUUCAAGUUUCUCCAAUUGGCUUAGUACCAAAGAAAAAUUCAAAUAAAUUUCGUACAACUUUCCAUCUAUCGUAUCCGAAGUCAGGCUCAACCAGCAUAAAUUGUAGUAUUCCCAAAGAGGAUUACAGUCUUCAAUAUGUAAGAAUAGACGAUGCUAUCAAAGGUAUUAAGCAAUUUGGUGCAGGUUGCUUUCUUGCUAAAACUGAUAUUGAAUCGGCUUUCAGGUUAGUUCCUAUCCAUCCAGACGACUAUGAGCUUUUAGGCAUGUGUUGGGAAGGGAAGUACUAUUAUGAUAAGGUUCUUCCUUUCGGGUUACGGAGUGCCCCUUCCAUCUUCAACCAACUUUCAGAUGCCCUUGAAUGGAUUUUGCUAAAUAAAUGUAAUAUCUCAUUUGUGUGCCACAUACUGGAUGAUUUUCUUUUAAUCGAGCCUCCAGCGGUCUUGCCUCCUUACAAUAGCCUUUGCCAGCAAAGCUUAACACACAUGUUGUCUACUUUUCAAACUAUUAAUAUCCCUAUAGCUCAGGGCAAAACACAAGGCCCCUCACAGGUAAUCGAGUUUAUGGGUAUUUUAUUAGACACUAUUAAGAUGCAAGCUAGACUCCCUCCUGACAAAAUUGACAGGCUGCAGGCUGCUAUUGAGCAAUUUCAGCACAGACGGUCUUGCACCCUAAAAGAGCUGCAGUCAUUAAUAGGCACAUUAAAUUUUGCAUGUAGAGUGGUUCCCCCGGGGCGGUCAUUCCUUCAACGCAUGAUUGAUUUGACAAGAAAUGUUCAGAAACCACAUCACCAUAUUAAACUCGAUUCUGGUUUCUUCAAAGAUCUUGGGAUGUGGAAAGAGUUUAUUUCCAAGUGGAAUGGUGCCAAUUUCUUCUUGUCAUCUGCGUGGCAUGCCUCAGAUACUUUAAAUUUACAUACGGAUGCCUCCGGCUCCCUGGGUUUUGGGGGUAUCUUUGGUAAAAAGUGGUUUCAGGGAAAAUGGCAUCCACACCAAAAAUUAGGUCAGCCCGGUAUAAGUAUAGCAUGGCAAGAGCUCUUUGCCACAGUUGUUGCAUGUCAAAUCUGGGGUGAGUUACUCGCUGAUCAACGCAUAAAAUUUCAUUGUGACAAUGAGGCUGUGGUAGGCAUAAUCAAUACUAAACGUUCCCAAAUUCCCCGGGUAAUGGAUUUAAUGCGUCACUUAACACUCUUAACCUUGCAACACAAUAUGUACAUUUGUGCAGUGCAUAUUCCUGGCAAAAAUAAUGACAUUGCUGAUGCAAUUUCCCGUUCUCAAUUUCAGAGGUUUCGACAAUUGGCACCAAAUGCAGAUACCAAUCCCUGCCAAGUUCCAGAAAUGUUAACGACUCUCUGAACGAGGACAUACAAAAUUAUAUAAAUCUAUCACUUGCAUCUAUAACACAUAAAACAUAUACCUCGGGUGAAAAUCGCUUUAUAAGCUUCAUCCAUUUGCAUAAACGGAAACAACUAGAGCAAUGUUUGCCGGCCGAUGAAUUACUUUUGACUGAGUUUGUUGCAUUCCUUGCCAAAUCUAUCAAAUAUGCCUCCAUCAAAAUAUAUUUGGCAGCUGUCCGCCACUACCAUAUUCGUCGUGGUUUUCAUUUGCACAUGCAUAAAAUGUUGCGUUUGCAACUUGUUCUUAGAGGGAUUAAGCGUUCUCAAGGAGACCAAAUCAGAGUCCGCCUACCAAUAACCAUCCACCAUCUGAAGCUUUUCCGACUACUGCUUGCAAUUUCCAAUACCAACAAUUUUGAUUCUCUGAUGAUAUGGGCGGCUAUGACAUUAGCCUUCUUCGGUUUUCUUCGUCUUGGCGAGUUAACAUGCAACUCCAAAUUCAAUAAAGAUGUACAUCUUACCCAUGAUAGCAUCUUUUUUCCACCUCGAAUUGGUACAAAAGGCCCACAAUUCAUGACUGUUCGCAUCAAAGAGUCUAAGACAGACCCAUUUCGCUUGGGUCACACAAUAACUGUUGGCGCAACCAACUCUGAAAUUUGCCCUGUACAGGCCUUAGAAAAUUACAUCUCUCUACGUCCUCCCACAAUUGGUCCACUGUUUAUCCAUGCCUCAGGAAAACCUCUAACCAAGCAAGUUUUAACCACUGAAACUCAUAAGCUUCUCGCUCUAUCUGGUUUUAAUGCUUCAAAUUAUGCUGGUCAUAGCUAUAGAAUAGGGGCUGCAACAACUGCAGCCGAAGCAAACUUACCUUCAUGGCUUAUUAAAACAUUGGGAAGAUGGUCUUCGGACUGUUACGAACGUUACAUUAAAACACCUGUAUCUACCUUAUCAGGAGUAUCAGCCAUGCUGGCCAACACAUCCAAAUUUUAA